AUGCCCACCUCUCUGUCCGAUGCGCUACAAAAAUUCGACGUUGAGGGCACCUUCUUUCCAUAUGCAACCUGUCCCUCCUGCAAUUCUACAACAAAAGGCCUACCAUUAGAAGAUGGUGUCUACGAUUGGCCUGAAACUUGUCCUAAUGUCAUAGUGGGGAAAGAAGGCACUGCUACUUGUGGAGCUCCCCUUCUCAUUCGUCGCAAAGACGGUACUCCUCAGCCAAUCAAGCCCUACCUUGUAGGCUCUUUCCCGGACUAUCUUGCACGCUGUCUUCUAGACUCUACUUAUUUGGAGCAAUCGGUUCGCGCCACUGAUAAAGCGUUUCACGAUAUCCAAACCGGAAAUCAUGUGAAGACGACCAGUGUUCACGAUGUGUUUGAGGCCGAAUUCAUCAGAGAUUUCCAAGGACCCAAUGGUAAACUCUUUGUAGACCGCGGGGACAAAAUACGACUUGCCUUCUCUAUUCAUCUUGACUUUUUCAAUCCUAAUGGUAUCACACAUCGAGGCGCUCAUGAUUCGAUAGGGGUAAUAUCAAGUGCAAACUUGGCACUGGAUCCUUCCAUUCGCUAUUUACCCGAGAAUAUGUUUCUUGCUGGUAUCAUACCAGGUCCAAGCGAACCCAAAGGAGGCGAAAUAGAUCACUUUGUUCAACCUGUUAUUGAU
Molecule: messenger RNA, 666 nt
Organism: Lentinula edodes (shiitake mushroom)
Lineage: Eukaryota; Fungi; Basidiomycota; Agaricomycetes; Agaricales; Omphalotaceae
Exons: 1
Source: RefSeq, a predicted model, not a curated record